AAUUCACCGACGCACCGAGAACUUCCGUCCAGCUCAUUUACUUCUGCAUCAUCAAAGUUGACAGGAAAACAUCCAGUGUUUGAAGCUCAGUUUCUCCGCAGCUGAAUAUUGACCUGAUCAGUAUGAUUUUACUGACGAUGAUCGCUCGUGUAGCGGACGGACUUCCGCUCGCGGCCUCCAUACAGGAGGAUGACCAGUCAGGAAGAGACCUCCAGCAGUACCAGAGCCAAGCCAAACAGCUGUGCCGGAAACUGAAUGCUCAGAGUCCUGACCGCUGCACCCUGGAGGCCGGGGUAAUGAACUUUCACUAUUUAAUAGCGCAGGGUGUUUGCUACCUGUCCCUCUGUGAGGCUUCAUUUCCCAAAAAGAUGGCGUUUGCGUACCUUGAAGACCUCCACAACGAGUUCUAUGAGCAAUAUGGAAGGAGAGUCCCUACAGUGACAAGGCCAUACUCUUUCAUCGAGUUUGACACAUACAUCCAGAAGACAAAGAAGUCGUACAUCGAUAGCAGGGCCAGGAGGAACUUGGGGAGUAUUAACACGGAGCUGCAGGACGUCCAGAGAAUCAUGGUGGCCAAUAUUGAGGAAGUUCUGCAACGAGGAGAAGCCCUUUCUGCUUUAGACACCAAAGCCAGCAAUCUGUCCUCUCUGUCGAAGAAAUACCGCAGCGAUGCCAAGUACCUCAACACCCGCUCUACAUAUGCCAAGGUGGCUGCCGUGGCAGUCUUCUUCAUCACACUCAUCAUCUAUGUGCGCUUCUGGUGGCUCUGAUGGAGUCUGACACAAGGACUUUGGGGGGGAAGGUGUUUCUCUUUGAAAACUAAGCAUUUACUUUUUUCAUCAUAUACCACGGUGCCUUAAAGGGGUCGUAUACAAUCUGUCCAUGUUGAAGUUAACAGAUACAGCUUAGAGUCAUGCUACGUAUAUUCAGUAUAAACUGAGCCAUAGGUCUGUAAUGGGAUGUCUGUUAUGGAAGCAAAUGCUUCAUGAUGAGUUCAAAUAAUUCUGUUUACUGGAACAUUAAGAGCAGGGUUUACAGAUGAAUAUGUUUACACAGUGGAACAGGGGUUUCUUUCAGAGUUUCAGCAUUAAGGAGAAACUUUAUAUACAUAUGCAGAAGUUCUGAUGAAAGUCUUAAUACUGUGAGUAAAAAAAAUGUUUAUUGUUCACAAAGUUUACAGAAUUGUAAGAAAGUCUUAUUGAAAAGAUUAAAUAUUUAUCAAAUUGUCA
Thunnus maccoyii (southern bluefin tuna) is the source of this 1229-nucleotide messenger RNA. RefSeq names its product SEC22 homolog B, vesicle trafficking protein a (gene sec22ba). Gene Ontology annotation, molecular function: SNAP receptor activity. The record is from RefSeq and is a predicted model, not a curated record. Gene Ontology annotation, cellular component: ER to Golgi transport vesicle membrane; endoplasmic reticulum membrane; endoplasmic reticulum-Golgi intermediate compartment. The coding region runs from base 123 to 770 and encodes 215 amino acids. Lineage: Eukaryota; Metazoa; Chordata; Actinopteri; Scombriformes; Scombridae. The transcript is spliced from 5 exons. Gene Ontology annotation, biological process: endoplasmic reticulum to Golgi vesicle-mediated transport; vesicle fusion with Golgi apparatus; retrograde vesicle-mediated transport, Golgi to endoplasmic reticulum.